Ceraceosorus guamensis is the source of this 2955-nucleotide messenger RNA. RefSeq names its product RCC1/BLIP-II. The record is from RefSeq and is a predicted model, not a curated record. Lineage: Eukaryota; Fungi; Basidiomycota; Exobasidiomycetes; Ceraceosorales; Ceraceosoraceae. Gene Ontology annotation, biological process: mitochondrial respiratory chain complex III assembly. Gene Ontology annotation, cellular component: mitochondrial inner membrane. The transcript is spliced from 7 exons. The coding region runs from base 97 to 2955 and encodes 952 amino acids.
UUGCUAUUCCACCAUUGCACAACAAAACAAAGCAUCCAUCCAACGCUUCCACCCCCCUCCCGCGUGCACCCCUGCGUGCAAUUCCGCCUCCGCAGCAUGUUGCCUGUUCGCUCAAGCACCACACUCUCCCUGCCAGCGAAAGCAAGCCGAACACUUGCUCUUCGACGGGCCGCACGCUUCUCAUCAUCCUCCCCCUCCUCCUCCUCCUCCACCUCCUCUGCCAAUCUGUACGCGCACAUGCCAAAGAGCGGCACGAUGUUAUGCACAGUUGCUGCUGCCAGACGCUCUUCUCUUGCGCUCAGUGUUGGUCAGGCACCGACCGGUGCGAGGGCCGUGCAUGGCGCUGUCAGGAUGGAGGAGAGGAUGAUGCAGGGAUGUGGUAGGAUGCUUGCUGAUACAAAGUAUGCCCGACCAACUCGCACAGAUCUUGCCUUUGGAGCGCAGCGCAGCGCAUCGCGCGUCGAUCUGUCCACCGCCACGCAUCAGCGUCGAACGUACAGCAGCGGCAGCAGGAGGAGCAGGAGCAGGAGCGGCGGCGAGGGCGAUGCGCGCUCUUACGCACUCGACGCACGUACGCUGCUGCUCUCGCUCGCGCUAACGUUCGGCAUCUCCCUCACCUUUUUCCAUUCCCUCUUCCUCGAUGCUCCACCGCACACCGCCUCUGAUGCGGCGGCGGCGGCGGCUAGGAUCGAUGGAGGGUAUGGCACGCUUGAUGCAGAUGCAGAGGGGCAGAGUAGGGAUGCGCAAGAGGUGGAGAAGAGUCAGCAGGAGUUGAUGAGGGAUAGAGCGGAUAGGUUGGGCGUUCAUGCUUGGGGUGGUAAUCGGUACCUGGUGGUAGCGCCCGACGCGCCCUCUCUUACGCUCGUCAAGACACCCAGGCCCAUCUCCUACUUUGAAGGCAUGGCUUUGCGCUCCAUCGCUUUGAUGGAGAAGCACGGCGUCUGCGUGGAUGCUGCAGGGGACGUGUAUCAGUGGGGCCUGGGAUUCUUCGAUAGCUCCUCGCGCGACGUUCUCAAGGGCGUAGUGGGCGCGCUGGACGAGGUGCCGCUGGCUCGUAGGAGGGAAAAGGAAAGGGCAAACGAGCUGGUUCCCAGGUCGAAAGAGACCAGAGCGAGAGCUCCAAUCAAGACGUUGCAGGGAAAGGAUAUCAUCAAGGUGACGGCGAAUGAUGAAAAGGUGUUUGCGCUGAGCAGAAGAGGAGAGGUCUACGUCUUCUCGGCAUUGCAGAGCUUGCAGGAUGCUCAUCGCAAAAAGGUCGCGUGGAGCGCAAACCCGUUCAAACUGUUCAAUCUGCGCAGCACGGACGAGAUCGAUUACGAAAAGUACGAAUUCAAACAGAUCGAUCGCAAUGUGCCUCUGCUCAGUCAGAGCGCCGUAGCUUCGCGUGGACAAGGCAGUGCGGCAGCAGCAGCAGCAGCUUCAUCGAAUUCGACCAAAAGAGCGCCUGUACCCGUACAAUCUCUGGGCUUUUGCCUACCCAAAGACGAAAAGAUCAUCGAUAUCCGCAAUGGCGCUUCUCACUUGUUGGCCCUCUCCUCGCACGGCAGGGUGUUUGUGAGCAGCACAGACGGAGCGGGCAACGAGUAUGGACAGUGCGGAACGACGCGGUUUUGGAUCGGAAAGAGGUCGCACGCGCUUGGACAGAGGGGCUCGACGGAGGAGAAAAAGUUCGAACUUGGUGCGUUUAGGGAUCAACAGCCGCAGCAGAUUGGAGAGGGAGGAAAGAGCGUGGAUCUUUUGGCUCCUCGAGAUCCGCAUGCUGUGCGCGGUUUACCGGACUGGGCAUUGCCGCCGGGUAUGGAAGGCUACAGACCACCUCAACCUUUACCUCGCGCACGGAGAAGCGUGAUGACGCAAGACGAAGAUUUGGAGCAUGCUCUUUCCAUUCGCUACAACACCACGCUAUUCGAACUGCCAUCGCUGCGUGGCGUGCCCAUCGUAAAGAUUGCAGCCGGCUCUCAUCACUCCCUAGCCCUCACGGCCAACGGCACUCCGCUGGCUUGGGGAAAGCAGACGCACGCGGCUACAGGACUUGCGGGAGCUUAUCUGGGCAUGGAAGCCAUUCCCACACCCACCGAAGUCAACCUGAGGAAAGCCAUUGCCAGCGAUUCGACCGACGUCACCACCAUCCACAUUGAGGCUACGGCGGACAACAGCUUCUUCGUCCUCAGCAGGAGAGUUCCGCCCAGCAAAUCUACACCCCUCUCCACCUCUUCCUCUCGUCAGGCAGAGAGGAUAGAAGUGAUUGCGUGCGGCAAGGGACAAUGGGGAACGUUGGGAAAUGCCAUGUGGCCGCAUGUCAGUGCGCCUAGUCGGGUCAAGACUGUCAGUGGACUUUUGGAAUAUUCGGAAUUCUCGGGACAGACGCAUGCUGUACCUAUUCAUCAUAUUGCCGCCGGCGCGCCAGGGCACGUAGCCCUGGUACUCGACACGGUAGACUCUGGCGUCUCCUCUUCCUCUUCCUCUAAUUCCGGCAGCGUUCCCACGCACACGGCAUUCGGAAGGGACGUGAUGGUGUGGGGACACAAUUCCGCCUUUCAGUUGGGCACGGGAAGGAGAAACAAUCUGAACGUGCCGGCGCAUCUGCAUCCUUUGCCUACGAGACCUGUCUUGCCGGCGGCGGCGCAGGAACAGCAAGCAUCGGGAUGGAGGGGUGCGGGAGCAAAGGAAAAGGAGAGGAAGAGGUUGGCGGAGGAGGAUGUGAAUAGCGGAGCGUUGACGCAUAUGCCUCAUAAUCGUCUGCAGCUAUCCUCGACAACGAAGACUUCUUCGCGCGUAGGCAACGUGUCCAACGUGGACUUGGACCCGGACGCGUGGACGCUGCGAGAUGGCGAAUCGUCGCCGCGAUUGCGAGAAGAGGCGUCGGAGGGGAAUGUGAAGAGGAAUGUGCUGGUGGAAGAGGCCAUCACGGCGGGCGAUACGUGCAUGGCGGUGUAUUGGAAAGCUCAACCUUGA